AAUGAGUGUCUACAAUUCGGAGACGUCUUUCUCAUUAGAGAGAGUGAUUGGGAACCACAGUCUCUAGUAAACCAACCAGUCAACAUGGCAACCCCCCUUCCGCCUCACCAGUCCGAUUGAAUCCUCUCUCUCUUUCUUAUCACAUACGUACCAGAUCCAAUCUCAGAAAGCUUUAAUUUACUCACACUUUCUUAAUGUUAAUGGUAGAUUCAUAUAUGAAACUGGAAAAAUCUCGCCGGAAUUUGCUAAUUUCUCAUUAGAAGUGGUUGCUGCUGGUAUGUGCAUGCGAUUGGUUCUAUAAUCUUCUUUGGUUAAUUUCGAGACGUAUUUCGGUCUAAAGAGAUAUCUAGAAGGAGUUUGAUCAUGGCCGUUGCUCUUGCUCAACCUUACCAUGGAUUAAAAGCGAUGCUGCAGUCUGCUGUACAAUCUGUUCAAUGGACCUACAUUAUUUUCUGGCAGCUUUGUCCUCAACAACGGGUUUUAGUAUGGGGAGACGGGUACUACAAUGGCGCAAUAAAGACCAGGAAGACGGUGCAGUCUGUGGAAGUUAGCACGCAGGAGGCGGCUUUGUGUAGAAGCGAACAGCUCAGAGAGCUCUACGAUUCAUUGGUUGCCGGUGAACAGCAGGCGACGGAGAACCAGCAGCCCACGAUACGGCGGCCGGCGGUGGCAUUGUUACCGGAGGAUCUCACGGAGGCUGAAUGGUUCUACCUCGUUUGUGUCUCGUUCUCUUUUCCUCCAGGCGUCGGUCGGAGAGGCAUAUGCAAACAGCAAUAUCUAUGGCUCACAGGUGCAAACGAAGUCGAAAGUACAGUUUUCACAAGAUCUAUCCUUGCCAAGAGUGCUGAUAUACAGACUGUUGUAUGCAUCCCACUACUGAAUGGAGUUGUUGAACUUGGCACAACUGAAAAGGUGGAGGAGGGUGUCAACUUAAUUGAACACGUGAAAUAUUUCUUCAGGCCCGAAAACGACAAGUCAAUUCUCCCGCUUCCUAGACCCGCCCUUUCCGCCCAUUCUUCCAACACCAGUCUUCUUUCCCCUCACCAGUUCAAACCUUUUGACAACCUAUAUUCAGUGGAUGCAUACGCCGAUGAUGAUAUUGAGAAUGAAGAAGAUGAUGAUGAUGAGGAGGAAGAAGGAGAAGAAGAAGAUGAAAAUGAGUCCGAUUUUGAGGCAGAAACGGAUCAUAUUUCUAUUGUUCAAGAACCUCAUGAUGAAGAUAGCAUCGUGAUGGAGGCGAAUGAACUACAACUUGAUAUGUCUACAGAUAUAAGCCAAGAUCAUGACUCAAGUAGAGCUAUGUCAAAUGCUUUGGAGCUGCACAGCCCAUCCACCAUUCAUUUACAAGGAUCACGAGAAAUAGGACAGGAGGACAGUCAUUACUCCCGUACAGUUUCAACCAUUCUCCACAAACAACCAAGUCAACUGAGUCAAUGGCACGACUCACACUCAGCAUCACGCCACAACUCAACAUACACGUCCACCCAAUCAUCCUUCACCGCCUGGGUAUCAAAUCACCAUCAUCACACGGCGGCGGCUAGAUCUAACUCACAGUGGCUCCUAAAGUACAUCAUCUUCACCGUACCUUUCCUCCACUCCAACAACAACAACAAGUCCACCGAAGGUGACGCCUCGGUGUCCGUCGCAUCUCGUAUACGGAAAACGACAUCGCAUGAAGAGCUCAGUGCCAACCACGUCCUCGCAGAGCGACGUCGCAGAGAGAAGCUAAACGAGCGGUUCAUGAUUCUUCGAUCGCUGGUACCAUUGGUUACUAAAAUGGACAAGGCGUCGAUCCUUGGUGACACCAUCGAAUACGUGAAGCAACUUCGUAAGAAGAUUCAAGAUCUGGAAGCACGUGAUCAUCGUCAGGACACGUUGGAUACGUCAAAGAGGAAGAUCCGAGUAGUAGACGCCGGAAGUACUGGUGGCGGAAGGAAGACGGCGAGGGCGGUGCAGGUAGAGGUGUCGAUAAUCGAGAGUGAUGCGUUGGUGGAGCUGCAGUGUCCGCACAGAGAAGGGCUGUUGCUGGAUGUCAUGAAGAAGCUAAGGGAACUUGGAGUGGAAAUCACCACCGUUCAAUCUUGUUUGAACGAAGGAACGUGUACGGCUGAGAUGAGAGCCAAGGUGAAUGGUAAUAACGGAAAGAAAAUUAGUAUAAUGCAAGUAAAGAAAGCCAUUAAUAAGAUAAUAUCUCCCUUGCUACUCACACAACGACUAUACAUAUGUUAGUGUAUGUUAAGGUAAACCGAAAUAUGUUACUUUUGUAUUUAUCAGUACUUAAUGAUAGGUUCUGUGUCCAGUCCUAAUUAGUUAGGUUAGUAUUUCAAUUAUAUUGUAAUCAAUUUGUACACUCUCUUCUUCAAUAGAAAAAAAA
Lactuca virosa is the source of this 2374-nucleotide messenger RNA. Lineage: Eukaryota; Viridiplantae; Streptophyta; Magnoliopsida; Asterales; Asteraceae. The record is from the annotation of a GenBank genome assembly.